AUGUUUAGGUCAAAGUCAACUACAGAAGAAGCUAUGAAGAACCAAAACGACUUAGCGUUGAUCCUUUCGCAGCUUCUCUUCUCUACUAAAGCCAAACACUCUAACACCGUUUUCUCGCCGGCGUCGAUCAACGCCGCGCUCACUUUGGCGGCUUCUGGUCCCGACGUAGUUACUUUAUUCUAUCAUCCAUUCGAUUCUUCAGCCUCUCGUCCCGGCGGUUCUUCAGCCGCCACCAAGGAGAUCCUCUCCUUCCUGAGGUCUUCUUCAAUCGAUGAGCUCAACUCCGUCUUCAGCAAGAUCGUUUCGGUCGUCUUUACGGACCAUAGCGCGAACGGAGGUCCAAAGAUCUCGUCGGUCAAUGGCGUUUGGAUCGAACAAUCGUUACCGAUUGAUGAUUCAUCGUUCAAGGAUAUUUUCGAGAAAACAUUCAAGGCUAGUUUCGAUCGCGUAGACUUUCGAUCAAAGGCUGAAGAAGUGUGUGUGGAAUUGAAUUCGUGGGCAUCAAGUCACACGAAUGGUCUCAUCAAAGAUCUUCUUCCUCAUGGAUCCGUCACAGAAGAAACCGAUGUCGUUUAUGGAAAUGCAUUGUACUUCAAAGGACAAUGGGAAAAACCAUUCGACAAGUCGUAUACGAGAGACAAAGAGUUUCAUCUUCUGGAUGGAACCUCAGUGUCUGUGCCAUUCAUGAGCAGCUACAAGAACCAAUACAUAAAGGCAUAUGAUGGUUUCAAGGUCCUCAGGAUACCUUACCGACAAAGCCAUGGUGAUACCAAUCGAAUUUCCCCUUAUCGACAAGGUGGUGAUGAUACCAAUCGCGGUUUCUCAAUGUACUUUUAUCUCCCGGACAAGAAGGAUGGAUUGGACCAUCUUGUGAAGACAAUGGCAUCUACUUAUGAAUUCUUGGAUGGUCACGUUCCAAUAUAUCAAGCUUAUGUUAAUGAAUUCAGAAUCCCAAAGUUUAAGAUCGCUGAUGGAUUAAGCGGUGGAGAUUUGGGAUUUAGUGCAAUGCCCUUGUUCCAUAAAGCUUGUAUCGAGAUCGAUGAAGAAGGCGCUGAAGCUGCUGCUGCCACUUUUUGUUCGAGCGGGGGUGGGUGUGGGUUUAUGCCUCCUCCGAGGAUAGAUUUUGUGGCAGAUCAUCCCUUCUUGUUCUUGAUUAGAGAAGACACAACUGGAACUGUUUUGUUCGUUGGUCAGAUCUUCCAUCCUUCCCAAACAUCUUCUUAG
Molecule: messenger RNA, 1224 nt
Organism: Microthlaspi erraticum
Lineage: Eukaryota; Viridiplantae; Streptophyta; Magnoliopsida; Brassicales; Brassicaceae
Source: the annotation of a GenBank genome assembly